Messenger RNA from Eimeria necatrix, 312 nucleotides. RefSeq names its product ATP synthase lipid-binding protein, putative. NCBI's taxonomy places the organism in Eukaryota, Apicomplexa, Conoidasida, Eucoccidiorida, Eimeriidae. The coding region runs from base 1 to 312 and encodes 103 amino acids. The transcript has a single exon. The record is from RefSeq and is a predicted model, not a curated record.
AUGGCGUUCUUUGCCCCCGCAAGGCUGGCUCUGGCGCCCGGCGGCGCCUGCUCCCGGGCCGCAGCAGCAGCUCUUGCUGCUCCCAAACCUGCGCCCCUUUUGCCCUUUUGCGGCUCUUUUUGCGGCUCUUUUUGCCCCACUUUGGCUUUUCGGGCGCUUUCGACGGCUCCGCUGCUGCAGCGGCACCGCGCGGUGGCUCAGGAGCCCUGCGCGCGCUGGCCCGCCGCCGCCUUGACUCCCCUGAGCAGCAGCAGCAGCAGCAGCAGCAGCAGCGGCCCCAGCCCGGUGAGCUGCCCUUCCCAAGCCCUUUGA